AUGGCAGAAUUUAAUAUAGAAACCACAUUAAAAGUCGUACCGACGUUUACGGGAAAACAUAGUGAACUAGACGGUUUUCUGAAAAUCGUAGAAUUAUUGUACAAUUCUUUGAAUACGGAAGGAAAACGACAAUUUAUAGAGGUCGUGUAUCACAUAAAACUUAAUCCCAAAGUAAAGACAAUAGUAGCAACUAGUCCCGAACCUACAGAUUAUGCGUCUUUAGACAACACAUUAAAAGAAAAAUUUAGAUCGAAAACGACAGUCUCCCAAAUAUACACAAAUUUGGCGAAUAUUAAUCAGUAUAAUUGUCCUGUACAUGUAUUUAGGGAUAAAUUACUCAAGGAAAUAGCCGAAUUAAACAAAUUAGAAAUACAAGAAUUAGGACAUAAUAUAACCAUUUUAGAAAGACAAGCCAUAGAAAAGGUAAACGAAGCGUAUGCUUUAAAUUUAUUCAAAAAUGGCUUGAAUGACCAGUUGAAACAAACAGUCUUUGCUGCCCAACCAAAGACACUUGUGGAAGCGAUUAACCUGGCAAUUGAGAUCGAGCAAACGAAUGAAACCCAAGUAAUGCACUAUAGAUCCUCGUAUCCGGCACAAAAUUAUCAAAAUAGAUACAACAAUUUCAACAGAAAUAAUAACUUCAACAGAAACAACAAUUUCAACAGAAGCAACGAUAAUUUCAACAGAAGCAACAACAAUUUUAGCAGAAACAACACUAAUUUCAACAGAAAUGACAACAACUAUAACAGAAACAAUAAUUUCAGCAGAAAUAAUGGCAACACAAAUAACCAAUACCAAAAUCAAAGUGGACGAAACUACAGAGAUAACAACUAUAACAGGAAUAAUUACAGAAACCAACCGCAAAAUGUACGAAUGAUCGAAGAUCAGGGAAACUACCAGGGCUCGGAAUACAACGAUAUUCCAGACAGCCAAAAUUAA
Messenger RNA from Calliphora vicina (urban bluebottle blowfly), 939 nucleotides. Its product is annotated as glycosyltransferase-like protein gnt13. Bases 1 to 939 code for a protein of 312 amino acids. The transcript has a single exon. The record is from RefSeq and is a predicted model, not a curated record. NCBI's taxonomy places the organism in Eukaryota, Metazoa, Arthropoda, Insecta, Diptera, Calliphoridae.